This is a messenger RNA of Sclerotinia borealis F-4128, 546 nucleotides long. Lineage: Eukaryota; Fungi; Ascomycota; Leotiomycetes; Helotiales; Sclerotiniaceae. The record is from the annotation of a GenBank genome assembly.
AUGGCCGUCUCAAUAUUUCAGCGAUUUGUAAUGCCGUCCAUACGGUCAACCACAUCAACCCCUACCUCUCGCCCCACCGCACAAUCCGUCACCAAUCAUCUCAAAUCAAUCACAAUCUCCUCUUCGCGGGCAUUCUCCUCCUCCCCCUCUCAAUCCGCAACAUACAAUCAAGUUCGCCAUGGAUGUCGUACUGCACAAGCUGCGCGUAAAUCCGUCUCCCCUGCGCUUUCCACGGUUCGGGCUCCAGCGCUCAAGGGUGUAGCAUUGAAAGUCGGAAUCACCAAACCAAAGAAACCUAACUCGGCAGAACGGAAAACGGCAAGAGUUAGAUUGAGUACGGGGAGAGUGGUUACGUGUUAUAUUCCGGGGGAGGGACAUAAUGUGCAACAGCAUAGUGUGGUGCUUGUUAGAGGGGGGAGGAGUCAAGAUUGUCCGGGUGUGAGAUAUCAUUUGGUUAGAGGGGCGGGAGAUUUGGGAGGAGUAGGAAAUAGAGCAACGUCAAGAUCGAAAUACGGAACGAAGAAACCAAAGAAGACGACUGCAUAA